Molecule: messenger RNA, 958 nt
Organism: Plutella xylostella (diamondback moth)
Lineage: Eukaryota; Metazoa; Arthropoda; Insecta; Lepidoptera; Plutellidae
Source: RefSeq, a predicted model, not a curated record
CAGGUACUUACCUCGACCAGCGCAGAUUCCACCGCGAGCUCAGUUUAUUACUUCACCUGAUAACGGAGUGCGGCGACAAUGGGAUCCUUCCAGCUGGCCAUCUUAGUAUUGGCCCUAGCCAUCAGUCUAAUCACCGCAGACAAGGAGAAGCACAAGCACGACAGCGUCUGCCAGGAGUUCUCCCGAGGGGUGUCCUUCACGGACGCGCAGGCGCUGGGCUCGUGGCGCCUGCUGGACUACCGCGCGCAGGGCGGCCGGCGCGGCGGCGCCGAGGGACACUGUCUGCAGUUCACUGCUGUUACUCCAGAGGAACGCGAAAGCCUCUCAGACCGUAUAGGCCAAUACGUGGAGAACCUGUCAUGGGGCAAUCUGACUCUGAAGAUGCAGGUGCCGUGCGAGGCUCAGGCUGGCAACACCAGUGUGAGGAGUUACUACCUGGAGCGGCUCGGGGGCGACGGCGCGUACCGGACCCUGCAGGUGCCGCCGCCUUCCGCUAAGCUAAACCUGGCGGAGUUCCACCGCUACCCGAUGCGGUUCAAGCCGGUGGAGGCGCAGUACCUGGCGCUGAUGGACUGCCACGAGAAGGUGGUGUUCCUCCUGGGAAGGGACCAGCCGGGCGGGGAGCUGCAGGAGCGGCUGAGGAAGGCCAUCUCUGCAUACUGGCCAGAAGAGGCAACCGAUUAGGUUGCCUUUGUACCUUUUUUGUGCCUAAGAGUAACACAUGCCAAAGACAUGGCAGUUAUAAAAUUUUUUGUAUUCCUUACCAAGGUGUAUUACUAGAUAAGUCUAGUAUCUGCUAUAAUAAGGAGAUGGUAAAAUUAUUCUUUUAUUCAAUGUAGUUAGUUGACUAUCAAUGGCAUUUAAUUUUCUAAAAAGCCUUUUUAUGUUAUGUUUUUUUUCCUGGCAGAUAGAUUUGCCAGAAAAUAACACAUUUCCUAUAAUUAAACACCCGUAUCAA